GGACUGUCGUAGGUGUGCGCCAGAGUAGCCACGCUUUCUCUGCUGCCCUACAGAGCCGGACGUCAGCUGUGAAGGUUGUGGGUCCUGGAACUCCAGACAUGAGCGUAGGCUUCAUCGGGGCAGGGCAGCUAGCCUUUGCCCUAGCCAAGGGCUUCACAGCUGCAGGUGUUCUGGCUGCUCACAAGAUAAUGGCCAGCUCCCCAGACAUGGACCAAGCCACAGUCUCUGCCCUCCGGAAGAUAGGGGUGAACCUGACACCCCACAACAAGGAGACGGUGUGCCACAGCGAUGUGCUCUUCCUGGCUGUGAAGCCCCACAUCAUCCCCUUCAUCCUGGAUGAAAUUGGUGCUAACAUUGAGGACAGGCACAUUGUAGUGUCCUGUGCGGCAGGUGUCACCAUCAACUCCAUUGAAAAGAAACUGACAGCGUUCCAACCUGCUCCCAAAGUCAUCCGAUGCAUGACUAACACCCCGGUCGUGGUACGGGAGGGGGUUACUGUGUACGCCACGGGUACUCACGCUCAGGUGGAAGAUGGCAAGCUUGUGGAGCAGCUCAUGGGCAGCGUGGGCUUCUGCACAGAGGUGGAAGAAGAUCUGAUCGAUGCCGUCACGGGGCUCAGUGGCAGCGGCCCUGCCUAUGCUUUCACAGCCCUGGAUGCUCUGGCUGAUGGUGGUGUGAAAAUGGGGCUUCCAAGACGUCUGGCAGUCCGCCUUGGGGCCCAGGCCCUCCUGGGGGCAGCCAAGAUGCUACUAGAUUCAGAACAACAUCCGGGCCAGCUCAAGGACAAUGUCUGCUCUCCUGGUGGGGCCACCAUCCAUGCCUUGCAUGUGCUGGAGAGUGGGGGCUUUCGUUCCCUGCUUAUCAAUGCUGUGGAAGCCUCCUGUAUCCGCACACGGGAGCUGCAGACCAUGGCUGAUCAGGAAACCGUCUCCCCUGCUGCCAUAAAGAAGACUGUACUGGACAAGGUGAAGCUAGACUCCUCUGCUGGGGUCUCUCUGUCUUCUGGCCAUGUUAAGCCGAUGUCCUGAAAUCUGGUCCCAGCUGACAAGGAAUGACUUGUCUGCCAACCUUCCUCCUGUUCCCUACUUCCUUUCCUCCCCCCACCCUUUCCCUCCCCCUCCCCCUCCCCCUCCCCUUCCUUUCCUUUCCUUUUCUUUCCCUCCCCCUUCCCUCCUCUCCCCCUCCCUCUCCCCCCUCCCUCCCCUUCUCCUUCCUCUUCCCCUUCCUUUCCCUUCCUUUCCCUUCCUUAAAAGCAGGGUUUUGCAGUGUAGUCCAGGUUAGCUCUGAACUCUUCACCCCCCCACUCUAGUCUCCCAAGUGCUGGGAUUAUGGUUGAGGGUUAGCAUGCAUGCCAGGCCUUUUUUCUUCUAAGAUAGUGGCUUGAUGCUGCCCAGACACGACUCGAACUUACAGGCUCAGGGCAUACUCUGAUUUCAACUCCUGUAAGUGCACAACACCUGAGUGAUUCUGUUCUUCUCUUUCUUCUCUUCUUGCUUGAAGCUUCUGUCCUGGUGCUCUCAGACAACACAGAAUAUCCCCACAGCAGGCCCUUGCCCACAGCCAGGUCAGCUGGGAAGGGAACAUCACUUACAACUAGGGACCUCCAUUGAUACUCAAGUGCCAGCUGGAAACAGGGUGGGUGCUCAGUCCGCCACCUCUUCAGCUUCCCCUGGAGCUCAGGCCUGUGGGGGUCUUUAUCCUCCCUAGUUUUGGGGUCAGCUAGCUGGCUUAGCCACGGUCCCUUCCUGUGAUCCACUCACAGGGUUCCUUUCUGUGACAGCCAGCUAGUCCCAGACAAUCUGUACCUCCCUCCUUCUAGGGACUUAAUGCUUUACCAAUAAUCCCACUAGGCAUUUGGGAAAAGAACUUCUCAGGUAGCCGACGAAACUCCUGCAUGUUCCUCGACUCAACAAAUGCUGUUACUUCUCUUCCUGUACUUUCAGUUGAAUAAUUAAAAAAAAAAAAAAUCCCCCAAA
Molecule: messenger RNA, 1976 nt
Organism: Rattus norvegicus (Norway rat)
Lineage: Eukaryota; Metazoa; Chordata; Mammalia; Rodentia; Muridae
Gene: Pycr1
Product: pyrroline-5-carboxylate reductase 1
Exons: 8
Coding region: 99-1028 (309 amino acids)
Biological process (GO): L-proline biosynthetic process; L-glutamine catabolic process; L-glutamate catabolic process
Cellular component (GO): mitochondrial matrix; mitochondrion
Molecular function (GO): pyrroline-5-carboxylate reductase activity
Source: RefSeq, marked validated